This is a messenger RNA of Onthophagus taurus, 2139 nucleotides long. RefSeq names its product sulfhydryl oxidase 1-like. The record is from RefSeq and is a predicted model, not a curated record. Gene Ontology annotation, molecular function: protein disulfide isomerase activity; flavin-dependent sulfhydryl oxidase activity. Gene Ontology annotation, biological process: protein folding. NCBI's taxonomy places the organism in Eukaryota, Metazoa, Arthropoda, Insecta, Coleoptera, Scarabaeidae. Gene Ontology annotation, cellular component: Golgi membrane.
AAUUAUAAAUUUCUCCUCAGUUGAGUUCGUGAUAUAACCUCGCCACGUCGAACUGUCAAAACAUACAUAACCUCGAAAUACGGCACGAAACCGAUUCAAAUCAAAGCUUUUAAAGAAAGCGAAUUAAAAAGCUACGAGAAUGUCAUCAUUGACAAAAAGUUUUUUAGUGUUUUCUGUGUUAAUAGUUGUAAUAUUUAAUAUAAAAUCAUCACAAUGCGCUUCGUUAACAUUAAAAGAACAAGAAAAGUAUAAAAGUUUAAUUGAAGGACAAGGUUUAUACACGACUGACGACGAUGUGCAUGUUUUAACGGCGAGUAAUUUUAAUGGGGAAUUAUACGGUCAGAAAAACGCGUGGUUUAUAGAAUUUUAUAACAGCUGGUGUGGGUUUUGUCAACGAUACGCCCCCUUAUGGAAAUCAUUGGGGAGUGAUACCCGAAAUUGGAAAGAUAUGGUUAAAAUCGGAGCUAUCGAUUGCUCAAACGAAGAUAAUUCCCCAAUUUGCCGUGAAUUUGAAAUAAUGAGUUUCCCAACGUUGAGGUAUUUCCACGAAGAUUACGAACAAGGAAAAUACGGCGUUGGAGUCUCAAAAGGAGAAGAUAUGGCCCAACAAAAACGCCACUUAGUUAACCAGAUCAUAACCGAUGUUUUAGAAGGUCGUGGUAAGCAAUAUCGCGGUUUAAAACCAUAUAAUCAAACUAAUUUAAACGAGUUAUACGCCGAUAUAAAAGAUAAUAACGCAAAAUAUGGCAUUUUAAUUUUUGACAAAGAUGAUUCUUUAACCGGCGCAGAAGUUGCGUUAGAUUUACAAAGCGUUAAAGAAAUAAUCGUACGUUUUACAUAUCCCAACAAUUCCGCCUUAAUAAAAUUCGCACAAAUUGAAAUAUUUCCUUCCAUGAUUGUAAUGGACUCAGAAAAGAAUACACAAAAGUUUGCAGAUGGUUUAAAAAGUCGCGAAAGCAUGAAAAUGGCAAUAAGACAAUUUAUGGAACGAAAAAUGAUUGAAAUACCUCCUGUGGAAGAAGAAGAAGAAAAGAAGAAAAGCGAGAUAUUUACCGGAAAAUGGUUAGAAUCUGAAGUUCCUGAUUCAAUCGCUUUAUUAGAAGCAUACGAAAAAAGGGCGCUUAAAGAAAAAAUAAAAAAAAUGAAAGAUGUAGUUUUUCAAAUGGAUUUAGAAACAGCGUUGAGGUGGUCGUUAAAACGCGAAGUAUCUCGCGUUAAAGUGAUAGAAAACGAAAAAAGAACUGCUUUGAUUAAUUAUUUAGAUGUUAUUAUUAAAUAUUUCCCAUUAGGGAAAAAUGCAAAACAAUUUUUAAACGAUUUAAAACAAAAAAUUGUUUCAACAACAUCAAUCGAAGGAAAAGAAAUUUCUAACAUAAUCAAAUCCGCUGAAACCGAAAUUAAUCCGUUAUUUUCGUCAUCAGAAAAUUGGUUAGGUUGCGAGGGAAGUUCCCCAGAGCAUCGGGGGUAUCCAUGCGGGUUAUGGAAAAUGUUUCAUUUCUUGACUGUAAAUGCAGCUGAAUUAUCAACUGAAAAAGAUAAACCUUUAGAAGUAUUAUUAGCGAUGGAAGGUUAUAUCAAAAACUUUUUUGGUUGCCACGAUUGCGCGCAACAUUUCCUUGAAAUGACUGUUAAAAAAAAUAUGCGUCAAGUUGAAAGUUUAGACUCGGCUAUUAUUUGGUUAUGGAUGGCUCAUAAUGAUGCUAAUAAAAGAUUAGCCGGGGAUGACACCGAAGACCCUCAAUACCCUAAAGUACAAUUUCCUUCCUCUGAGAAUUGCCCAACGUGUCGUUACACAAACGGAAGUUGGAAUUUAGUUGAAGUCUUAAAAUAUUUAAAAGUUAUGUAUGGUGGGGUUCAUGUGAGAUAUAUCGGAUCGGAUUCGAGAGUACUUCACGCGGGGUUGGAAGGAAAUUUAGAAGAAAAUUUUCACGAUAAAUCGUCGUCGAACUUGGCAGCUCUGAAAGGAUUAGAUACGAAAUCGGAAGUGAAAAUGGAUGAGUUAAAACUGUUUGAAACAUCUACCUCCUACUAUGAGAAGAGAAUGAGGGGGUUAAAAUAAAUAAAAAAAGCAGCUUAACAAAUAAUAGAAUAGGGGAUGAAGGGGUUUAGUUCUUGUUGGUUUGUUUAAUUAACGUACCU